AUGCUCGAUCCUCGUCCUUCUUCAUCCAAACACCUUGCCUCCCGAUUGCUAUUUCAACGUUUGGAACCAGAAUUUUCAGAACACAGUCAAUAUGAAAUCAAUGAUCCAUUUCAUAUCUGUUUGGAUGGAAUUGCAACCAUCGGAAUUAAACAAGUCCAUGUUUUGAAUUAUGGUACAUCCCUGUAUUUAGUAUCCAAUGAUGGAAUUUUAUAUCAGUUAGUGUUGGAUCGAGCGAAUCAAAUGAAAACAUGUUCUCGUUUGGGAACCGUUGCGCCCUUUGAUGGUAGCACUAAUUUGAGAGUUGAACAAAUCGCUUCUUACACUGAAGCCAUGUUACUAAUUGUGAAAGAUAUUAGAACAAAAGAAUAUUUCAUUUAUGGAACAGGUAACAACAGUUAUUUCAGAAUGACACAUGACAAGCAUCAGAAUUUUCAUUGUUCAAAAAUUGAACGACUAUUUUCACCUUUGAAUCGAAUUCAAAACGCAAAACCUCCAACAACCAUCAAUCACGUUGGAUGUGCUUAUUCAUUCAGCUGUUGUGUGAUUAAUAAUUUUUCUAUUCACAUUACGGGACAAGAUUGGGUAAAUCGAGGGACAAAUAAUUCCCGUACGGGCGAUGGUUAUCAUUGUUGGUCCAAAGAAUUACAAAAAUUUGCGUCAAAGAUUAUUAAGGUGGAUUGUGGAGAUUUUCAUGUUUUAUUACUACAUGAGGACAAAUCCAUUUCAAUAGGAGGAAACGAUUUUCACAGUUCUGUUUUUACUGUGCCUCUUCAUUUCACUCAACCAUUUUAUACCAUUCCAAUUUCAGUAAUUACAUGCUUCAAUUUAUUUAGUGGCAGUAAUUCAGCACUCUAUAUAUCAAACUGUAACAACCAAAGCUAUAUUGAAGCCUAUUGUAUUGACACAGAUCCCGCAUGGAAUUCUCAUGAGGAAUUUGAAGGUCAUGAUCCUAUUGACCAAUGGAAGGUCAAAUAUUUUGGAAAUAACGCCGAAACAACAGAUCAUAUCAUUGAUAUUCAAUAUGCAAAAGAUUAUUUAAUUAUUCGAUACAAUGACCAACCUUAUUUAAUGCACAUCAUUGGUUCUUCAUACUAUGGAAGUAGACACUACAACAAUGAAAUUAUUGAUCUAAGAACCCUGAUUCCCUCAUCUGUUGGGAAUUACAAAGAAAUCGAUUUUUACAGAACUGCCGUCAAAGUAACGGCUCACUCUGUUGGAUUUUCCAUCUACUGUGACUUGGGAGACUACAGUUUGAAAAGGUUCUCUCAUCAACUGUUUGCUACAACAAACCCUUACAACACGAACAAUUCACUACUCUUUGACGUUUCGAUUAUUCACAAUUGUGGCAAGGAUUUGUAA
This is a messenger RNA of Naegleria lovaniensis, 1359 nucleotides long. RefSeq lists its product as uncharacterized. The record is from RefSeq and is a predicted model, not a curated record. The coding region runs from base 1 to 1359 and encodes 452 amino acids. Lineage: Eukaryota; Heterolobosea; Eutetramitea; Acrasida; Naegleriidae. The transcript has a single exon.